Messenger RNA from Kockovaella imperatae, 1857 nucleotides. Its product is annotated as adenylyl cyclase-associated protein. Gene Ontology annotation, cellular component: cytoplasm. Gene Ontology annotation, biological process: regulation of adenylate cyclase activity; cytoskeleton organization. Gene Ontology annotation, molecular function: adenylate cyclase binding; actin binding. Lineage: Eukaryota; Fungi; Basidiomycota; Tremellomycetes; Tremellales; Cuniculitremaceae. The record is from RefSeq and is a predicted model, not a curated record. The transcript has 9 exons. Bases 229 to 1782 code for a protein of 517 amino acids.
CGAUGUCAAGAGGUCGGUGAUGGUUCCUUCGUGUGUCACUCGCUGCGUGGACGCGGCGGAAAGGGCUACUUUACGUAAAGUAGCGUGUGGGCAAUGGCAUAAUGACGCAUCUCGACCUCAGCGUUCCGUUCUUGUCUCUCUCUCUCUCUCGGUGUCGCUUUCUGCCUUCCUUGUGCUUGUUUAGAGUAUAGAUCAGAUCUGUUGACAGAGUGGAACGCGACAUUCAUCAUGUCCAAUCAGUCGAACGUCAAUCUGACAACAAUCUUAAAGCGGCUUGAGGCCGUGACGUCUCGGUUGGAAGACGUGGCUAGUCUUCAACCUCCUCAAAGUGCUGCUUCUGCCAGAAGUCCUGCAGUCGCCAAUCUCACCACACCGCCUGCUCCUGCUCAAUCAACGUCUUCCGGAAAUGCUUCGACCGGAUCUAGUCCAGCUACAAAGGCGUACGAGGAUGAGAUUAUCAAUAACCUACUAGCAGCCGUGAAGACUCAGGCAAACUCCAUCGGUGGUCUUGUCGAGGAGCACACUGCUCUGCUUGACCCGGUCUGCUCAAGCCAAUUGGCGUUUCUGCAGAUGGCCUCCGGCCACACAAAACCAUCUAUGAAUGCCCUCGGGCCUCUGCUCAAGCCUCAGGCCGAUGCCAUACAGGCAGUCAUGGAAGCCAAAGAUAAACUCGGUCGAACAAAGGACGGCCGUGAAUGGGGUGCAUGCCUCAGUGUCAUCGGCGAAGGUAUUGGCGCAUGGGGAUGGGUUCAAGUGGAGCCCGCGCCGGCUCCGUACGUUGAGGAGAUGAAGAAUGCUUCGCAGUUCUGGGCGAAUCGAGUACAAAAGCAGUUCAAAGAGAGCAAUCCUACGGCUCUAGCCUGGGCGAAGGCAUUCAUUGAGCUUGUCGACGGCCUGCAGAAGUACGUGAAGCAGUGGCACACAACCGGUGUGUCUUGGAACCCUCGAGGUCAACCACCUCCCACCUCAAUGCCAGCUACUUCCGGCGGUGCUCCUGCUCCUCCUCCGCCGCCGCCCGCUGGUGGACCUCCUCCUCCACCACCGCCUCCACCGCCAUCAGACUCCGCCGCAUCUGCACCGACUUCUUCCGGUGGUGCAGCCGCAGGUCACUCGGCACUCCUUGCAGACCUGAAUCGAGGAGGAGCCAUCACAUCGGGACUGAAGAAGGUCGACGCAUCGCAAAUGACGCAUAAGAACCCUGGCCUAAGAGCUUCUGGCACCGUUCCGGACAAGAAGGCUCCGCCCGCAGUCAAGGCCAAGCCAGGUGCUCUGACCAGAUCAUUGAGUACGCCUAAGAAACCAGCGAGGACAGAGCUCGAGGAGGGCAACAAGUGGAUUGUUGAGUACCACGAGGACAACAAAAACAUUGUCAUUGAGGACACUGAACUGUCUCACACUGUUCACAUCUUCAACUGCAAAGGAUCUGUUGUACAAAUCUCAGGCAAGAUCAACGCAGUAACGAUGGUCGGCUGUCGCAAGACCGCCAUUGUCCUCGACUCGGCAGUUUCAUCGCUCUCCAUCACCUCCUCGCCAUCUUUCGAAGCGCAGAUCACCGGCUCCGUCCCAACCAUCACAAUUGACACCACAGACUCCGGAUCCGUCUACCUUUCUGAAAAGUGCAUGGAGACAGUAGAGAUCAUCACGUCCAAGACGAGUGGCAUCAACAUCUCGGUCCCAACUGGUCAAGAUGGAGACUUUGAAGAGAGGCCGGUGCCUGAGCAAAUGAGAUCCAAGUUGGUCAAAGGCAAACUGGUCACAGAAAUUGUCGAGCAUGCGGGGUAGACGUGUUUUGUGUGACUCUGUCCAACUUGUCCAACUUGGUGAUUUAUGCGAUCUUGUCAUUGACGUGAAAAUACG